CUAUCGGCCUAUUCGCCCACUUCCCCACCAGGCGUUGUAAUUCCGUACGGCACACCCAAAGCCUCUCUUUCUCUGUCUCUAAAAAAGAAAAAGUUCCUUCUCUCACUCCUAGUCGCCGGCGUCCUCGCCGGCAUCCGCAGCGAUCUAGCCGGCAGUCCUGAUCAAUUCGUAGAAUCUAUUCGUCGAUCGAUCUAUCUGUAUAAAUUUAUAUAGAUUACAUACCUAUCUGUCAAUUUUUAUACACUUAUUCUUCGAUGGAGGAUUGUGUGAGCAGCGACGAAGAUCGCUAUUAUUCUGAUCGAGAGUCGCUCGACGGACUCGAAAGGGAUGAAUCUGAUCUCCAGUGGGCCCCGCUGAAAGGUCCCUCUUGUAAGGUUAUAACGAGAGAGUCUCUUUUGGCUGCACAGAGGGACGACUUGCAGAAUGUGAUGCACCUGCUAUCACUGAGAGAGCACCAUGCACGGACUUUACUUAUUCAUUACCGUUGGGAUGUUGAGAAGUUGUUUGCGGUGCUUGUGGAGAAGGGGGAACGAUCGUUGUUCACUGAAGCAGGUGUUACUGUGGUUGAGCAUCAUGAUCUUGACUCAUCACCAAUGUCUUCUACAGUAUCAUGUGAUAUUUGCAUGGAUGAUGUGCCAAGCAAUGAGGUGACAAGGAUGGACUGCAGCCACAGCUUCUGCAAUAACUGCUGGACGGAGCAUUUUAUUGUGAAGAUAAAUGAGGGGCAAAGUAAGCGUAUCAGGUGCAUGGCGCACAAAUGCAAUGCUAUAUGUGAUGAAGUCAUUGUCAGAAAUUUAGUCAGUAAAAGGCAUCCUGAUCUGGCAGAAAAAUUCGAUCGCUUUCUUCUCGAGUCAUACAUUGAAGAUAACAAAAUGGUUAAAUGGUGUCCAAGUGUUCCCCAUUGCGGGAAUGCUAUACGUGUUGAGGAUGAUGAGUUCUGUGAGGUAGAAUGUUCAUGCGGUAUGCAGUUUUGCUUCAGUUGCUUAACAGAAGCACACUCACCUUGUUCAUGUAUCAUGUGGGAGCUUUGGACCAAGAAGUGCCGAGAUGAGUCAGAAACUGUUAAUUGGAUUACAGUUCAUACAAAGCCUUGCCCAAAGUGCCACAAACCUGUGGAGAAGAACGGUGGCUGCAACCUUGUGAGCUGUAUAUGUGGGCAAGCAUUUUGUUGGCUUUGUGGUGGAGCUACUGGUCGAGAUCAUACUUGGUCAAGUAUUGCUGGUCAUAGUUGCGGCCGCUACAAAGAAGACCGGGAGAAAAAAGCUGAACGUGCGAAGCGGGAUCUUUAUCGGUAUAUGCACUAUCACAAUCGUUACAAAGCCCAUACGGAUUCUUUUAAGCUUGAAAGUAAAUUGAAGGAGACUAUCCGAGAAAAGGUGUCAAAUUCAGAAGAGAAAGAAUCAUCUCUCAGAGAUUUCAGUUGGGUAACAAAUGGGCUCAAUAGACUCUUCAGAUCAAGGCGUGUUCUUUCAUAUUCAUAUCCGUUUGCAUUUUACAUGUUUGGAGAUGACCUAUUUAAGGAUGAGAUGACGAAUGAGGAGAGGGAAAUUAAACAACAUUUGUUUGAGGACCAGCAACAGCAGCUUGAGGCAAAUGUUGAGAAUCUCUCCAAGUGUUUAGAGGAGCCAUUUGAUCAGUUUACUGUGGAUAAAGUUAUGAACAUAAGGAUGCAAGUCAUCAAUUUGUCUGUCAUCGUUGAUUCUCUUUGUAAGAAAAUGUAUGAAUGCAUUGAGAAUGAUUUAUUAGGGUCUCUCCAGCUUGGUACCCACAAUAUAGCUCCCUACAGGUCAAAGGGUAUUGAGAGGGCAUCAGAACUGUCUGCUUGUGGGAGCACCAAAGCCAAUGAUACUGAUAAAUGUGUACCAUCAGAUUCAGGAACAAAUGGAGGAACGGAUGCUGACCGACCAUCAGGCUCUGGGAGCUCGGUUGAGAGUGGAUGUUCUCCUCGGAAACGUGCUAGAAGGGGGGGUCUCGGGGGCACCUUCUUCGACCUCAACUUUCCUCCUGAGCUUGCUGACAGGAAUGGCGAUAUUUAAAGCAGCCUGCUCACUGAUAGUUUUCCAAGUGUACAGCUCUAACUCAAAUGUGACGGAAGCCUCGUUCCCUUCACAAUGGAUCUCAAUUAUUUUGUGGACGACACCAAACUGCAAUAUCUUUUUCCCCUCUUAUCAUUAGUCCAUCCAGUCUCAUAUUCCUCAUUUUUGUUAGCAUACCCUGGCAAUGGCAGAUUAUGUUAGUAUUUUUUUUCCCUAUAUUUUUCCAUUUUCCUCCCUUCAGGAAUCCAUGUAUUGUACAUAAGCUGUUUAUCAGACUUACAUGCGUCAUUUAUAAAUAUAUAUAAUAUAAUUUAUAGUACAUGUAUCUGUAUAUUCUGCAAUGUACUUGAGGCUCCAGUUGAGAGCCCCAUUCUUGAUGCAUCUUUGGAUAGAACAGCAAAAAGUAUUUGCGGGAUGGUAUGAUAUUAUUGGUUCCUGUUUGGGUUUUAAA
This is a messenger RNA of Malania oleifera, 2487 nucleotides long. Its product is annotated as probable E3 ubiquitin-protein ligase ARI2. The transcript has 7 exons. Gene Ontology annotation, molecular function: ubiquitin protein ligase activity; zinc ion binding; ubiquitin conjugating enzyme binding. Lineage: Eukaryota; Viridiplantae; Streptophyta; Magnoliopsida; Santalales; Ximeniaceae. Gene Ontology annotation, biological process: positive regulation of proteasomal ubiquitin-dependent protein catabolic process; ubiquitin-dependent protein catabolic process; protein polyubiquitination. The record is from RefSeq and is a predicted model, not a curated record. Gene Ontology annotation, cellular component: cytoplasm; ubiquitin ligase complex. Bases 255 to 2036 code for a protein of 593 amino acids.